AUUCGUUUGUUUUAUUGUUUUAAUGGCUUAAAUCCAUUGUGAUUAUUGUAAAUGAGCAUUCAGUCAGGUUAGUGUUGCUAUCCAUCGACCGGCAGUGCUGGUAGCAUUCAAAGAGCAUUGUUUGUGUUUUACUGCGAUGCUGCCUUCAAACGUGGUUCAAGAGUAUAAGGAUUCUCUGAAGACAAAGGCUGAGCAACUUCUUCUCAAGGGAUUCCCUGAGAAAAUUGUUAAGCUCAAUGAAAUCCUUCAGAGCCCAAACUUCUGCAACCGAAAUUUGACGGAGUUCCAUCAACCGCUCAACGUACCCAUUCCAGACCCAAUCGCUAUCAAUCAUUCCAAAGAUGGAGCCAGACAUAAGCGGAUUCAUCUAGAAACGGAGAAUAGUGCAGAUCAUGCGUCGGGUACGCCAGUCCUCGCUUUGCUCACUGGACCAGUACCUUGCAACAAGCCACUUUGUGACAUGAUUUGCAUUGUCAAACCAUAUAUUAUUCAACUACUAGAAGACUCCAAUUUGUUGAAGAUGUGGAUUUCUUUCAUGAUCCCCAAAAUCGAAGAUGGUAACAAUUUCGGUGUCUCAGUCCAGGAGGACACUCUAGCUGAAAUUCAGUCAGUCGAGAGUGAGGCUGCUACAUUCUUCGAUCAAAUCUCCAGGUACUUCAUGUCGAGAGCACAGGUCGUCUGCAAAGUUGCUAAAUACCCCCACAUCCUGGACUACAGACGAGCAGUCCAGGAGAUGGAUGAGAAGGAAUAUACCAGUCUGUGGUUAAUGUUGAGUGAAGUACGCAACCGUUACUGCUCCCUGCACGAUUUGGUCAUCAAAAAUAUCGAAAAAAUUAAACGACCCCGUUCGUCCAACGCUGAAUCUCUAUACUAACAAUCUCCCUCAAUGGUUUACCCAGCUAUUGAUGUGGGAAUAACGGCGAUGACUUAUCGAACUCCAGAGGCAUCUACCAGACCUUCAUAUGACACUGAAUGCUGUUAAAAGACUCGAACGUUCCAAUCUUGUAAAAACAUCUUUGAAUAACCUUCAUUCUUAUCUGAAUUUUCGUUUUAAUGAAUUAAAACCAUCUUAUUUAUUAUGUGUAAUCUACAAUUGCUCUGUUAAGAAUCAAGUCCCCACCGCUUUAUCUGGGAACGUAUUCAGUCUCUCUUACUUUUACCGGAGUAAACCACAAUACAGAUUCAAUUGUCAGCCCUCCAGACUGUUGUAUAGGUAUUGAAAUAAGGCAAUCAAUGUAUUGAAAUUAAAUAACAGUUGUAGCUCCAUCGAAUUUUGAAUAAAACAUUCAUUUAAGGUUUUCGGUACUACAAAAA
Molecule: messenger RNA, 1314 nt
Organism: Diachasmimorpha longicaudata
Lineage: Eukaryota; Metazoa; Arthropoda; Insecta; Hymenoptera; Braconidae
Gene: REG
Product: proteasome activator complex subunit 3
Exons: 4
Coding region: 137-874 (245 amino acids)
Biological process (GO): regulation of proteasomal protein catabolic process; positive regulation of endopeptidase activity; regulation of G1/S transition of mitotic cell cycle
Cellular component (GO): cytoplasm; nucleoplasm; proteasome activator complex
Molecular function (GO): endopeptidase activator activity
Source: RefSeq, a predicted model, not a curated record